Didymodactylos carnosus is the source of this 1359-nucleotide messenger RNA. NCBI's taxonomy places the organism in Eukaryota, Metazoa, Rotifera, Eurotatoria, Philodinida, Philodinidae. The record is from the annotation of a GenBank genome assembly.
AUGACGUAUUUAUUAUUUGAUGCAGCCGCUAAAGUAACUCAAAGUCAUGAUGUCACUUGUGAUGACGAUUUUUAUGAUAGACUAUCUCGACGUUAUUCCGUUAUUCUUCUAAUCAUAUUUACCAUAUUAGUUUCAACAAAACAGUAUGUCGGUGAGCCAAUUGCAUGUUUUUGUCCCGCUCAUUUUACUGGUACUCAUGUUGAAUAUGCAAAUAAUGUCUGCUGGAUUUCAAAUACAUAUUUUGUUCCAUUUGAACGUGUAUUACCAAAAUAUCCUCAACCGGAAACUGAACAUUAUAUUUAUUUUUAUCAAUAUGUUCCAUUUAUUCUUAUGGGUCAAGCUCUAUUAUUUUAUUUUCCAUCACUUGUUUGGUCAUCAUUAAAUAGUCAAAGUGGUUAUGAUAUUGGCAUGUUAGUAAUGCAAUCUCGUCACAUUGAUACAUUUACAUCGGAUAAUCGUGAAAAAUCUAUUCGUUAUUUAGCAAAAUAUAUUGAUCGUACAUUAGAAUAUCAUAAACAAAAACAUCUUGAAUAUAUUGAAAGAUUUAAAAAUUUAAAAUUAAAAAAUUUAAUUACUCUAAUAACAUUUCUACUUUUAAAUAAUCAUUUAUUAAUAAGUUUUUUAUUUUCAAAAAUUUUAUAUUUAUGUAAUGCAUUUGGUCAAUUAUAUUUGUUAAAUUUUUUUCUUGGCAAUGAUUAUCAUAUGUACGGUUUUCGAGUAUUAAAAAAUUUAUUUAUUGGUAAUAAUGAAAAUUGGACGGUAACACCACGAUUUCCUAGAAUAACAUGGUGUAAUUUUGCUGUAAGAAAUAUGGCCGAUAAUAUUCAUGAAUAUACUGUUCAAUGUUCAUUACCAAUUAAUUUAUUUAAUGAAAAAAUAUUUUUAGCAGUUUGGUUUUGGCUAUAUUUUACAACAUUCUGUACAUUAUUUGGUUUUCUUUAUUGGAUAUGUUCAUUGUUUUAUCCAAAAUUGUAUGAAAAUCAUCUAUUAAAAUAUUUAAGAUCAAUGAAACGUAUAAAUUUACAUCAUGUUCAUAUGUAUACAAAUGGAGAAAAUUUAACUAAUCAUAAUAAUAAUCAUUUUUCAAAAAUUUUGACAUCAAACAAUGAUUUAGAACGAAUAUGGAAAAUGAAAUUAUCAUCUCAUUUAAAAACAAAAACAACAUCGAAUGAUGAACAAGAUCCAUCAUCAGCGAUCACAUUGAUCAAUGAUGAUGAAACAUUUUUCACCAAUUUUACCAUGAAAUAUUUGGGAAGAGAUGGUAUUUUAUUAUUAUACAUCAUAAAUAAGAAUUCAAAUGAGGUAAUUACAGGCGAACUGGUUUCAGCUCUUUGGGAUCUAUAUAAAGCACGUAAAUAA